Molecule: messenger RNA, 9974 nt
Organism: Nerophis ophidion (straightnose pipefish)
Lineage: Eukaryota; Metazoa; Chordata; Actinopteri; Syngnathiformes; Syngnathidae
Gene: lama2
Product: laminin, alpha 2
Exons: 74
Coding region: 78-9839 (3253 amino acids)
Biological process (GO): cell adhesion; regulation of cell migration; axon guidance
Cellular component (GO): basement membrane
Molecular function (GO): signaling receptor binding; extracellular matrix structural constituent
Source: RefSeq, a predicted model, not a curated record
GAGGAGGAGUGCAAAGUUUGGAUGAAGUUGUGUCCUGGUGGCCGCGCACAGUCGCAGAAAGCUGACCCGGGACAAACAUGGCGCGGCUCCGGCUCUUGCUCCUCGCGGCGUUGCUAUGGCAAUGCGGCUGCGCGCAACAGAGAGGAUUGUUCCCAGCAGUAUUGAACCUGGCUUCAAUGGCGGAUAUAACAACCAAUGCAACAUGUGGUCAAUCAGAACCUGAGAUGUUCUGUAAGCUCGUUGAACAUGUGCCAGGUCAACCUGUGAGAAACCCUCAAUGUCGAAUCUGCAACCUGAACAGUGUGAAACCAUUUGAGCGCCACCCCAUAGAAUACGCCAUCGACGGGACCAACCGGUGGUGGCAAAGUCCUUCCAUCAAGAAUGGAAUGGAGUACCACUAUGUGACAAUAACAUUGGACUUGAAACAGGUUUUCCAGAUAGCCUAUGUGAUCAUUAAGGCCGCCAACUCGCCUCGCCCGGGUAACUGGAUCUUGGAGCGUUCAAUAGACGGGACGACCUUUGAACCCUGGCAGUACUACGCCAUGACAGACACCGAGUGCCUAACCCGCUUCAACAUCAACCCAAACACAGGACCUCCAUCGUACACGAGGGAUGACGAAGUGAUCUGCACAUCCUUCUAUUCCAAGAUUCAACCCCUGGAGAAUGGAGAGAUCCACGCUUCUCUAAUCAAUGGCCGUCCCAGUGCAGAUGACCCGUCCCCGACCUUGCUGAACUUUACCUCCGCCCGCUACAUCAGGUUGGUGUUCCAGAGGAUCAGGACGCUCAACGCCGACCUCAUGACCCUGACCCUGCGAGACCCCAGGGAUGUCGAUCCUAUUGUCACCAGACGGUACUACUAUUCCAUUAAGGAUAUUUCAGUCGGAGGGAUGUGUAUAUGUUACGGUCACGCAAAGGCCUGCCCCCUCAACACCGCUACCAAGAAGUUUAGCUGUGAAUGCGAACACAACACAUGCGGAGAGAGCUGCGAUCGCUGUUGCCCUGGUUACCACCAGCAACCCUGGAUGGCCGGGACCUUCCUCACGCGACAUGUUUGUGAGAAGUGCAACUGCCAUGGGAAGGCUGAAGAAUGCCACUUUAAUCAGACUGUAGCGGACCUAUCCCUCAGCCUGGACGUCCACAGCCAAUACCGAGGAGGCGGGGUGUGUAUUUCCUGCCGUGACAACACAGGAGGUAUCAACUGUCAGAGCUGUGUGGCCGGCUACUACCGACCUGAAGGAGUGAGCGCUGAAGACGAAAACCCCUGCGUGCCCUGCUCAUGUGACUCCCACGGUUCUCUUGGGCAAACGUGUGUUGAGGACUCCAGCCAGGCAACGCCCACCCAGCCACCAGGGUCAUGCCGGUGCAGGGAAAGGUUUGGGGGUCCACGAUGUGACAGGUGUGCUGUUGGUUAUAUAGGCUACCCAGACUGUCAGCGCUGUAACUGCAGCCUGGAGGGAAGCAGCAACGCUGACCCGUGUACCUCCCCCUGCGUGUGCAAGGAGAAUGUGGAGGGGGUGAACUGUGACCGCUGCAAAGCGGGCUUCUACAAUCUCCAACGCCACAAUCCUCGCGGCUGUGAGCAAUGUUCCUGCAUGGGCGUCGCAAGCCAGUGCUCUGCCUCCACGUGGGUUUAUCAGAAUGAGAGCAUUCUGACUGGCUGGCACCUGAGUGGGGAUUCAGGACGGGGGGCGUGGCCUAACCACAUUCAGACGCCUCUCCAUCUACGUGUCCAGCAUGCAGAUGUCGUAGACAUCCUUGGCUCUGCCUACUACUGGAGCGCACCUGAAGUAUACCUGGGAAACAAGCUGUCUGCCUAUGGAGGGAGCGUGGUCUACACUGUGUCUUACAGUACAGAUCAGCAGGAACAGAUGGCUAUCCGAGUCACCUCAGAACCCGAUCUUAUCAUUGAGGGAGGCGGGAUGAAGAUUAUGGACAGACGGUACGGCCAGCCUGUGUACCCGUCUUCACCGAGCACCAAUCGCAUUUCUCUCCUUCCUGAGAACUUCCUGGUUUCUGAGACUGUUCAGCCAAUCAGUCGUAGGGACUUCUUGGCUGUGUUAGCAAACAUAACCAGUCUGACAAUCAGGGCCUCUUACAGUACAGAGCCUAGUGCUGUGUACAGACUCCACUCGUUCUCGAUGCAGGUGGGCCAUCCUUUUGCCAGAGGAGAGAGGAUAGCGUCAGCUGUCGAGAUCUGCUCUUGUCCUCCAGGAUAUGCUGGGACCUCCUGCGAGGCUUGUGUUGCUGGAUUUCGUAGAGUGGAUGGACUCCUGUACAACGGUGUGUGUGAAGUGUGUCGUUGUCACGGACAUGCUACACAAUGCCACCACAUCACUGGCCACUGCCUGGACUGCUCCCACCACACCAUAGGCCCCCACUGUGACACCUGCCUACCUGGUUACUACGGUAACGCCACCCGGGGGUCAGUUACAGAUUGUCAGGUCUGCGCUUGCCCACUGAGUCUGCCUAGUAACAAUUUCAGUCCAACCUGCCACCUGAGCGAGGAAGGCGAGAUGCUGUGUGACCGCUGUGAGCCCGGACACACAGGAGCACGAUGUGACAGGUGUGCCAACGGGUAUUACGGCCAACCCACCGUCCCGGGGAGCUCCUGCCAGCCCUGUGAUUGCCAUGGUAACCUGGACCUGACUACACCUGGCAGCUGUGAUCCAAUCACAGGCCAGUGUCUGCACUGUCGCCAAGGGUACGGCGGCGUGACAUGCGACAGUUGCGACGAAGGUUACUUUGGCGACGCCAUCACGGCGAGGAACUGCCGCUCCUGUCAGUGCCACAUUAAUGGCUCUGUCUCACAAGUCUGCAACAAGGAGAGCGGCCAGUGCCCGUGCAAAGUAAACGUGGUUGGACGGCAGUGUGACGACUGCAUGCCUAAUUGGUGGUGGGAUGCCGAGCGCCAGGAGUGCACGGCCUGUCGCUGUAGCCAUUUUGGCUCCGUCUCUCAACGCUGCGACGCCGAGGGCCGCUGCCUCUGUCGCCCGGGCUUUGCGGGCCGCCGCUGUGACUUGCGUCAGCGGGGUUACGAGAGACGGGAGACGCGGCGCCCAGUGGAACGCAUCCCUGUGGAGACAGUGCAGCAAAGAUGGGGCGGGCCCUCUCGCACAGGCGGUUGUCCUAGGGGUGCUUACAAACCGGGGCCUCAGACAUACGGCAUCGCCACAGGUGGACACUGCGUGCCGUGUCACUGUAACUCCUUCGGCUCCAAGUCGUUUGACUGCGACGAAAACGGUCAGUGUCGGUGCCAGCCGGGUGUCAGCGGACCUAAAUGUGAUCGCUGCUCGCGAGGGUUCUUCAACUUCCAAGAAGGAGGCUGCACACCGUGUCUCUGCAGCCAUGUGGGGAAUAACUGUGACGGCAACACAGGACAGUGCAUCUGUCCUCCAAACACGGUGGGCGAGAGGUGCGACCGCUGCGCUCCCAACCACUGGGGCCACGACAUCAUGACUGGAUGCAAGGAGUGUGGCUGCAACGUGGUUGGCUCACUGAGCCAGCAGUGCAACAUCAACACAGGCUGCUGUCUCUGCCGGGACUCCUUCCGAGGAGAGAAAUGUAACGAGUGUAAGCUGGGCUACAGAGAUUUUCCUCAGUGCACCGCGUGCACAUGUAACGUCUUUGGGUCAGACAGCGUGACAUGUGACCUGGAAAGAGGAGUUUGUGCCUGCGCAGAUCGCACUGGGAAGUGUAGCUGCAAGGAAAACGUAAUUGGAGACUACUGUGACCGCUGCAGGCAUGACACAUUCGGGUUGUCGGUGAGAAACCCACAGGGUUGCAGUAAAUGUUACUGUUACGGCCUGACACACUCCUGCAGUGAAGCACAGGGACUCAUCAGGAUGUGGUUAACGCUGAGGCCCGAGCAGACUGUGCUGCCCCUGGUGGAUAAAUCGAACAUUGUUGAGACCAGCACAGGCGUGACCUUCCAGCACCCUGAGAUCCUCGCACAUUCUGAGCUGGUCACCAGCGUUCUUUCCGAGCCUUAUUAUUGGAAACUCCCGCAGCAGUUCAGAGGCUCCAUGAUCACAGCAUACGGGGGAAAGUUGAAGUACGCCGUCUACUACGAGGCCAGAGAUGAAACCGGUGUCUUGUCGUACGAGCCUCAGAUCAUCGUUAAGGGCGGUCCUAACCACAACAUUGUGAUGACACGCCAUGUAGCGGGACUCCUGAUUGGUCAGCUCACACGCCAUGAGAUUGACAUGACAGAGCACGAAUGGAAGCAUGCAGAUGGACGCUCCAUGACCCGCCAGGACUUCAUGGACGUUUUGUUCUACGUGGACUACAUCCUCAUUAAGGCGUCGCAUGGCAAUCAAAUGAGACACAGCCGGAUUUCUGAGAUCAGUCUCACUGUGGCAGAAGAAGGUGUGCCCACCAAGGAGAGUGAGAAAGCUUAUGAAAUAGAAAAGUGUGAAUGUCCAAGUGGAUAUUCUGGCCUGUCCUGUGAGGAGUGUGCGGCAGGAUUCUACCGUCUCCGCAGUGGCACUCAUGCCUCCGCUCCGGCCUCCAGAGUUCCCACUGCUGUAGGCAUGGGCAGCUGUGUUCAGUGCCAGUGCAGCGGCCACUCGACCACCUGUGACCCUGACACGUCCAUAUGCCAGAACUGCCAAGACAACACAGAGGGUGAUCGGUGCGAGCGUUGUGCUCCAGGAUUCUACGGUGUGGUCCGAGGAUCCCCUGAUGACUGCAAACCUUGCGCCUGCCCCCUCACCUACCCUGGAAACAAUUUUAGUCCAUUGUGCGUGACGGAGGGCUUUGACGACUACAGAUGCACGGCCUGUCCUGAGGGAUACGAGGGCAAAUACUGUGACAGGUGUUCCACUGGUUACCAUGGUAACCCUCGAAUGCCCGGCGGUCGAUGCGAGGAGUGUAAGUGUUCCUCGUGGGGGGCGUUGCCUGGACCAUGUGACCCUGUCACUGGCCAAUGCCAGUGCACGGUCGGGGCGUCUGGGAGGUCAUGUGACCAGUGCAUGGAGAGGCAUGUGUGUGGACCAUCUGGCAUCAUCUCGUGUGACGACGAGUGCUCAGGCCUGUUGAUCAGCGACAUGGACCGCCUGUAUCGCAUCAUCUCUGACGUCACCCUGACCACACCCCUGCCGCCACCUUACAGGAUGCUGUACCGCUUUGAGAACAUGACCGAAGAACUCAAGCACAUGCUGUCGCCUCAGAAAGCUCCAGAGAGAUUACUGCAGCUGGCUGACUCCAACCUGGGAUCCCUGGUUGUGGAGAUGGACCAACUACACAGCAGGGCCACUAAGGUGUCGGCUGACGGAGAACAAGUGGAAGACGAUGCCGACAGAAUUCAGAAGCGAGCCGAGGACCUGGAGAAGUUCAUCAGGGACACGCUGCUGGGAUCUCAAGUCCUCCGGUCCAAGGCUGACGAGUUAAACCGGAUGUUGGCCCGCAAGGACGGAACGCCAGACAAAAGCGUGACGCAGAUAAAGGAGGAGAUUCAGGCCAUGCUGGUCGAGAUGAGGAGGCGGCAGCUUGGAGGGAAGAAGAGCAUUGCUGUCGAGGAGAUGGAUCUAGCUGAGGAGUUAUUCCUAAAAGUGAAGAGGAUGUUCGGUGAUCCUCAUCAGGCCACAGAAGACCUAAAAGCAGAGAUAAAAGGGAAGCUGUCGGACCAAGAGAGCAAUCUCCAAGAGGCCCAAGAUCUUCUUAUCUCUGCCCGGGGAAAGACCAGGCUGGCUGGCUCGCUGGGUGACCAGAACCGAGCUAACCUCACAAUCUUAGAGAGGAAACAUUCUGCAGUCCUUGGGGUGAAGCAACAAGCGCAAAAGGUCCUGGUCGAAGGAGAAAAUCUUCUGGAUGAAGCCAACCAGCUUUCAGACAACUUGAAUAAGGAGUUAGAGGACACAGAGGAGAUGAGAAGAGACCUCAAUCCUCUCCAUGAGCAGCUGGACGACAAAGUCCGUCACCUCACCGAUGGAUUAGGCAGCGGCAGCCUGGCCGGGCGUGUGCGGGCGGCCGAGGAGCACGCGCAGCAGCUGAAUCAAUCCGCCGCCAUUUUGGACGGAAUUUUGGCUGAAGCGAAGAAUCUGUCCUUCAACGCAACAGCCGCCUUUAAAGCUUACACAAACAUUAAAGCCAACGUUGAUGCAGCGGAGAAAGAGGCCAAGGCGGCCAAACAGACGGCAUCAGAAGCACUGGCAAUGGCUUUAGGCCCAGAGAUUCCAGUGAAGGAGGAGGCUCAAGGUGCCCUCCAGAAGAGUCUGAGACUGCUGAACCAAGCUAAGCAACUUCAUAAUGAUGUCAAAGAUAAUGCCCAGAGUGUUUCCGGGCUGAAGGGCCGAGUCAAAGCUGCAAGAGACCGAACCAAAGACCUGCUAAAAGCCAUUAACGGAACCAUGGCAACACUCACCGCUAUGCCCAAUGACACAGCAGCCAAAUUAGCAGCGACAAAGGCUGUAGCCGCUGACGCUAACGCUACAGCUAUCGAGGUCCUGGAGCGUCUUGCCGCUUUGAACCUUCAGGUGCGUGACAUACAGAAGAACUACAGCCAGUUGGCGGUCACGGUCAGCACCGCCAAUCAGAUGAUCCGAGACCCUGAGAAGAACAUCCACGCUGCAGGAGCUAAAGUGAAGGAUUUAGAGGAUGAAGCUGACAGGCUGUUGGAGAAGCUGCAGCCCAUCAGAAAGCUAGAGGACAAUUUGAGGCGAAACAUCUCCCAAAUCAAGGAGCUCAUCAUUCAAGCCAGGAAACAAGCCAACUCAAUCAAAGUCUCGGUGUCAUCAGGUGGCGACUGUCUCCGUAGUUACCGGCCAGACAUCCGGAAGGGCAGGUACAACACCAUCAUCCUUCACGUCAAAACCACCACGCCCGAUAAUCUGCUCUUCUACCUUGGUUCUGCCAAAUAUGUGGAUUUCUUAGCUUUAGAGAUGCGCAAGGGCAAAGUGUAUUUCCUCUGGGACGUGGGUUCAGGUGUUGGUAGGGUGGAAUAUCCCCAUCUCAUCAUCCAUGAUGGCAACUGGCACAGAAUCGAGGCUUCUCGUAACGGAUUGAAUGGUACCAUAUUAGUGUACCCUCUAGAAGGGCCACAGGCGGCCACGGUGCCAGUCCCAAACAGCGCCAACUCCCCCACUACCUACAGCAUCCUGGACGUGGACCAGAACGCCUACCUGUUUGUUGGCGGAAUCCUUGGCACAAUCAAGAAAGCAGAUGCUGUAAGGACAACAACAUUCACAGGCUGCAUGGGGGAGACCUUCCUGGACGGUAAACCUAUUGGACUUUGGAACUACAGAGAGAGACAAGGAGACUGUAAAGGAUGCGUUAUAAGCCCCCAGACUACAAAUGGCGAGGGCACUGUCCAGCUGGACGGAGAAGGCUAUGCCGCUGUGGGACGACCCACAAGAUGGAACCCCAACGUUUCCAGCGUUACGUUCAAGUUCCGAACAUUCUCCACCGAUGCUCUGCUCAUGUAUCUGGCAACUGAAGACAUGAAGGACUUUAUGUCGUUGGAGUUGAAUGGGGGCAAGGUGAAGGUGAACUUUGACCUAGGAUCGGGGAUUGGCAGCGCCAUAUCAGCGAACCGCCAAAAUGAUGGACGCUGGAAAUCUCUCACUAUGUCUCGCAACAAGAAGCAAGCCACAGUGACCAUUGUGGACAUUGACUCCAAUGCAGAGGAGAAGAUAGUGGCCACAUCUCAGGGUGCAGCCACUGGUCUGAACCUCAAGGAAAACCAGAGCAUUUUCUUUGGAGGUCUACCGACCAUCGGAAACUACAGCAUGAAGUCCAGGUCAGAGGUCAUCCUGAAGCGAUACAUAGGCUGCCUUCGGGAGAUUGAAGUAUCCCGAACUCCAUAUAAUCUCCUUAGUAGCUCAGAUUAUACCGGGGUCACUAAAGGAUGUAAUGUAGAGAACUUGUACACGGUCAGUUUCUCAAAGCCGGGAUACGUGGAGCUUGGUGGGUUGUCGCUGGCGGUCGGCACUGAGAUCAGCCUGUCGUUCAGCACCUUGGUCGACACCGGCACCUUGCUGUUAGCGGUGGGCGGGGCUCCGCCAAUCAACCAGCAGGUCCGUAUCAAAAAAGGCAUCUCUAAGAGGAAGCGCAGACAAUCAGGAGAGCCCUACCUGUCGGUGAUGCUGAACAAAGGCUCCCUGGAGGUUCUGGUGUUUACAGGCAGCCACAGUGUGCGUCGUGUCAUUAGGCGGCCCGAGCAAGGCAUCCUGAGUGACGGCAGAGAACACUCGCUGCGCAUCGAGAGAUUACCCGGAAGAUCUUUCGCAGUUCAGGUGGAUGAGGAGGCGAAGAGGGAGGCGGCGCUUCCCAGCGACCAGCCAAUCAGCUUGCAUCGUCUGUUCUUGGGUGGCAUUCCAGCUGAGGUGGAGCAGACGUCCAACAGGGUCAAUGUCCCGUUCCAGGGAUGCAUAUGGAACCUGAUGGUCAACACUGUCCUCUCAGACUUCUCCCGGGCCCUGUCUUUCGACAAUGCUGAAAUCGGCCAAUGUCCCAACUUGGCCCCGUCCCUUCUUCAGCCUUAUCCGCCAGACGAGGCUGAGACGUCGGAGAAGGAAGGCGAGUCGUCCAAACAGGAACGCCCUGCAACGACUGCUGGGCCCGCUCCGUCACCUCCUGGACUUCCUGCCGAGGCCACGCCCCCUGCUGUACCUGCUGCCACACCCACUGCUGCUGCAGCCCCGCCUACUGCUGACACGGACUCGUGUCCGUCAGCUGUGGCCCCCGCGGCUCUGGAGAAGUCCUACCAGUUUGGACUGAGCAAGAACAGCCACAUGAGCUUUGCUUUUGAUGACGUCAAAGUUCGAGAAAGGUUGAUAUUGGAGUUUGAACUGAGAACCAAAGAAGAGUCAGGACUUGUUCUCUACAUGGCCAGGAUCAACCACGCCGACUUUGUGUCCAUUCAGAUUCAGAAGGGCCAGGUGUGUCUGGGUUAUGAUCUGGGUCACGGGAACACAUCUGGAUGCAUCCCCUUGUCCAUCAAUGAUGGCAUCUGGCAUAAGGUGAGAGUGAGUCGCAACAAGCAGAGAGCCGUUCUGGUCGUGGAUGGACGCUACACCAAACAGAUGAUCAGCCCCAAAAAGGCUGACUUGUUGGAUGUGGUGGGCGUGGUCUAUGUGGGCGGUCUCCCACACAACUACACCACUAAGAGGAUUGGCCCGGUUGUUUACAGCAUCAAUGGUUGUGUGCGUCACCUGAUGAUGGUGGGCGGUCCUGUCAGCACCAAAGGUGCUGCAACAGGUCGUUCUGAGGCUGUCAAUGAGGACUUCGAGCUCAACAUGGCCACGCCGACGUCGAGUCACAUGGUGGGACGAUGCUUUGCCGCCACAGAGGCAGGAACCUACUUUGAUGGAACAGGCUUCCUGAAAGCAGUGUCCACUUACAGAGUGGGUCUGGAUGUUUCCAUUGCUUUGGAGUUCAGGACCAGCAGAAUUAAUGGUGUGCUUUUGGGCGUCAGUAACCAUGGCAAUGAUGGUUUGGGUCUGGAGAUUGUGGAGGGAAAGCUGCUUUUCCACGUUGACAACGGGGCAGGACGCAUCUCGGCGCUGCAUGUCCCCGAGGGCGAGGGCUUCUGUGACGGCAGGUGGCACUCGGUGGUCGCUAACAAGCUCCGUCACAGAGUGGAGUUGCUGGUCGACGGCAAGCGGAGCCGAGCGGAAAGUUCCAGCGUGCGAUCGAACACCUGCGACACCAACGACCCCGUCUAUGUGGGAGGUUACCCAGACGGCGUCCACCAGGCGGCGCUUUCCAGCCGCACAUCCUUCAGAGGCUGCAUGAGGAACCUGAAGAUCACCAAAGCCUCAAAAACCUUGGAGGUGCACUUCAACAAGGCCCUGGAAGUCAAAGGAGUCCAACCGCUCUCUUGUCCCGCCGUUGCAGCUUAGCAACCGCCAUUAAGCUCCUCCACCUUUUUGUCCAUCGCUAUGCGCUCGUAAUGGCAGGUGAAUCAUAGUCAACAAGCAUUGGGUCUGAAUUCAUGUGCAGUAUUGUCAAUAAAUGGGAAAUAUUUACUAACCAAA